CUUUAUAACUGCGCCGUGAUUCUUCAUGUGGAGGCAAGUCGCGCCCCAGCUUCUGUUAAAACUCCAUCUGGAUGGUGAGUUCUGGUGCAGCCCCCAGGUCCUGCUCCCAUGUUUCUGUGUGAGAGUUGGCGCUGUGCUCUCCUGCUCUCUUCCCUCCUCCUUCACACUAGCCUGUCCCUCUACAUCCCUGAGAGCCCUCUUAUGUACUUUAACGAUCAAGUCAGAGAGAGGCACCUCUAUACAGAGAACAGAAGACAGGGACUAUUCCUGGAGAUAGCUCCAGAUGGAUCCGUAACAGGAUCUCCCACGCAGACAGCUAACAGUUUACUGGAACUGAGGUCUGUGAAAGCUGGUGAAACAGUAAUUCGGGGUGUGAUGUCAUCCCUCUACCUAUGUGUAGACCAGGAGGGACAUCUCAGAGGCCAGCGGCUGUACAGAGAGAAGGACUGCACCUUCCGGGAACUGCUCCUGCCAGAUGGAUAUACCCUCUUCCUGUCUCCUCACCAAGGACUUCCUGUUUCUCUUGCACCAAAGUCACCCGGACAGGACAGUCCGCGGCUCUUUCAGUUCCUCCCUGUGAAGAACGCUCUGAUCUCAGGGGUGGGCCCAGAGGGGGGCAGCGAGGAGGCCCUCGCACCACCCCAGGGGGCCACAGACUUGGACUCCCAGGACCCCUUUGGGAUGGAGCUCGGGUCUCGCCUCGACAUGGUACAUAGUCCAGGAUUCCUCCACAGGAAAUGA
This is a messenger RNA of Paramormyrops kingsleyae, 741 nucleotides long. RefSeq names its product fibroblast growth factor 21 (gene fgf21). The record is from RefSeq and is a predicted model, not a curated record. Lineage: Eukaryota; Metazoa; Chordata; Actinopteri; Osteoglossiformes; Mormyridae. Gene Ontology annotation, molecular function: growth factor activity.